CAGUGUGCCUAUUGGUCAGGACUGACAGGACAGCAGAUUUACUGACAAUGAUAGGACAGCUACGGCAUUGGAGAUACAUUACUUCCACGACCUCGUAUAAAAAGUGAAAUAACAGUGAUUUAUUCUACUUUAUCUCUUCAUUAUCAAGCUUUGUCAUUCUUCACAUUCGAUGAGGUGGAACUGAUAGCAUGCAGCCGAGGGACAGGACAUUGUAAAUAGCAACAGUGCGCUCAGGACAGGAGGUUCAAAAGAUUGAGGACCGAAACAAUCUGAACAACAAAACCAACAGUCAUGGCUGCAGAGAAUAACUUCCCUCCAAUACCGGGGUUCAUCCCCCUGCAGCCGUGUUUCUACCAGGACUUUGAUGAGGAGAUCCCUGAACAGCAUCGCACCAUGUGCAAGAGACUCUACCACCUGUGGAUCUUGCAUGCAAUCACCUUGGCUGUGAAUCUGGUGGGCUGCUUUGUGUGGAUGCUGGGUGGAGGGGGCGUGACAAAUUUUGGCAUGGCCAUCAUAUGGUUGAUUCUCUUCACCCCCUGCUCCUAUGUGUGUUGGUUCAGGCCCAUCUACAAGGCCUUCAAGACUGACAGCUCGUUCAACUUCAUGGCGUUCUUCUUUGUGUUCAUGGCCCAGGUGGGCAUCAGUAUUAUCCAGUGCAUAGGGAUCCCAGGCUGGGGAAACUGCGGCUGGCUGGCCACCAUCUCUUUCUUCAGCUACAACCUUUGGAUCGCCUUGCUGAUGCUCAUCCCCACCCUCUUUUUCACUGCCACGGCAACGCUGUCCUUCAUCGCCCUCACCAAGGUCCAUAACUUCUACCGUGGCAGCGGGGGCAGCAUAGGCAAGGCUCAGGAGGAGUGGACUACAGGGGCCUGGAAGAACCCCCACGUCCAGCAGGCAGCGCAGCAGGCAGCUAUGGGAGCCGCCACGGGGGCCAUGAUGCCGGAUCAGCAGUACUCCAGCAACACCCCACAGUACAAUGACAACCAGAUGUAGGGGAUAAAGUGGAGGGAGGGAAGCAUGUCAAAGUAUGAGCAGGAGUUUGUUAUCUGUUUAUCCCAUCCCCCAAAAAAUGUGUCUUCAUCACAGCAGCUCUUUCAAUAGGCAAUGGGUCUUCAACCCUUUCUUUGCCCAGGGACCCUCUCCCAGGCAAACCGGCAACCCGGCAAUCAUACCCUAGCCAUUAUUUUCUUCCCAUAUGUCUUGUCUUAGCAUCAAGUGAAUGAUAUGUUUGCAAAAAUGUAUGUCCAAGUCAAGAAAGUUUACCAGCAGCCAGAGGCACUUGACGCACUGGUAGCCUACAGUAUGCCAGAUACUUCAGUGUCAGCUGGUAAUUGGCUCCAGUGAGUGUAAUUUGCUCAAUAUUUGGAGUUAAGAAAUAAUGUUGACAUCAUUAGAAAGAAGACAUUCUCCUAUUUCUACUGUAAUAAUUUAUUAUGUUGUUGCUAGUGAUAUAACCCUGCUAUAGGGCACUACACUACACUAUCACACUAUUCCAGCUGACUCUGAACACCCAUAACGUAUAGACAUUUCAUGUUCCCAGCAACAACACUGAAUUACAGUAUGUGGUUUCUACUGUGUGAUGUCAUAUUCUUGCUUCUGCUGCUGUGUUUUGACGUGUCACAUCAAAGACGUGUCCCUAUCUUAUGUCACUGUGUUAGCAGGGCCCUGUGGCCACAUGCACACAGCACCAACUCUGCUUGUCAGAGCUCAUUCUGAUCACCCACUAUCCUCUCCUCAAUGCUCUU
Messenger RNA from Oncorhynchus keta (chum salmon), 1745 nucleotides. RefSeq names its product secretory carrier-associated membrane protein 5-like. Gene Ontology annotation, cellular component: trans-Golgi network membrane; recycling endosome membrane. The record is from RefSeq and is a predicted model, not a curated record. The transcript is spliced from 7 exons. Lineage: Eukaryota; Metazoa; Chordata; Actinopteri; Salmoniformes; Salmonidae. Bases 292 to 993 code for a protein of 233 amino acids. Gene Ontology annotation, biological process: protein transport.